Molecule: messenger RNA, 480 nt
Organism: Paramecium tetraurelia
Lineage: Eukaryota; Ciliophora; Oligohymenophorea; Peniculida; Parameciidae
Exons: 1
Cellular component (GO): cytoplasm
Molecular function (GO): L-kynurenine:2-oxoglutarate transaminase activity
Source: RefSeq, a predicted model, not a curated record
AUGUAAGAUAAUACAAUUGCUAAUCCAAUGGUACCUUAUCUUUAAUUGUAGAUGUAUGCUAAAUUUACAUAAUUGGAUACCUGUGCUAAUAUGGAACAAGGUUUUCCAAAUUUUCGACCACCUUAAUUUUUAAGAUAGGCCAUUAAAGUAGAAGCAUUGACAGAGAGUUUACAAUAUACAUAAACUGCUGGUCAUCUAAGGUUAUUGAAAGCAGCUUCUGACUUUUAUGAAAAGCAUAUGGGAAUUAAAGUGGAUACUGCAAAGAGAUAGUUGCAAGUUCUGGGGCAGAACCAGUUUUAGCAUGUGUUUUCCAGGCUUAGCUUAAUCCAAACGAUGAAGUCAUAUAUUUUGACCGUGCUUUUGGUAUUAAUAGUAGAGAUAUCAAAAGAUUUCUAUCGUCCCUUAAUUGAAUUGUAAGGUUUGAGUUCCAUUAAAAUCUAGUCAAUAAAAUAGCAAGCCUAGUUUAUUGAGCAGAUUUGA